This is a messenger RNA of Calliphora vicina (urban bluebottle blowfly), 394 nucleotides long. RefSeq lists its product as uncharacterized. The transcript is spliced from 2 exons. The record is from RefSeq and is a predicted model, not a curated record. Bases 1 to 312 code for a protein of 103 amino acids. NCBI's taxonomy places the organism in Eukaryota, Metazoa, Arthropoda, Insecta, Diptera, Calliphoridae.
AUGUUCAAAUUUGCCUUUGUUAUCUUUGCCUUGAUUGCCUGUGCUGCUGCCAAACCCGGUUUGAUUGGUACUCCUUUGGCUUACACUGCUCCUGCCGCUGUUGUUGCUGCCCCAGCCGGUGUUGUUACAGCCACCAGUAGCCAAUUUAUUGCCCGCAACCACAAUGGUAUUGUCUCCACUCCCGUUGUUGCUCCCGUAGCCGCUCCUGUUGUUGCCAAAACCUUUGCCGCCUAUGCAACCCCUGUUGCUGCUCCUUUGGCCUACUCUGCUCCUUUGACUUAUGAUGCUGCUCCCGCACCAGUUUUCUUUUAAAGAUUUAACAACUGCUAAUUAUGGAUAAAUUGAUGUGAGUGGAAUAAAGAAUAAAAAAAAACUAAUUUAUUAAACAAAAAAA